Molecule: messenger RNA, 637 nt
Organism: Adelges cooleyi (spruce gall adelgid)
Lineage: Eukaryota; Metazoa; Arthropoda; Insecta; Hemiptera; Adelgidae
Gene: Srp19
Product: signal recognition particle 19 kDa protein
Exons: 3
Coding region: 82-516 (144 amino acids)
Biological process (GO): SRP-dependent cotranslational protein targeting to membrane, signal sequence recognition; SRP-dependent cotranslational protein targeting to membrane
Cellular component (GO): signal recognition particle, endoplasmic reticulum targeting
Molecular function (GO): 7S RNA binding
Source: RefSeq, a predicted model, not a curated record
UGUUAUUAUCGUGUGCCAUAUCAUCGAAAAAUAGAAAAGUAAUUUUAUUUCAUUUUUCAUAUUUUUGGAAAUUGCUUUAAAAUGGCAAGUAUUUAUGCUGAGAGAAAACCAAGCGAUCGAGCCAAAUGGAUUUGUAUUUAUCCUGCAUAUAUAAACAACAAGAAAACUUUAGCCGAAGGACGUGUGAUCCCAAAGAAGUUUGCAGUAGAGAAUCCGACUUACCAAGAAAUCCUCGAAGUAGUUAAAGCCACUGGCUUUAAUGCCGAAGUGGAAAACAAACAGUAUUCGCGGGAAUGUAGCAAAGAAUGGGCGUUUAGGGGUCGCAUACGACUUCAGCUUAAAAAUGAUGACGGAACACCUUUUAACGAAACAUUCCCUACACGUGUAAGUAUAAUGAAACACUGUGGAGUACAAAUUCCAAAACUGAAAAGUCGGGUUACAAAAGCUAGUGGACCGGAGCAAAACCAAUCCAAAAAUGAAGCCGGUGGAAGCAAAAAAAAAAAGGGUCGCAAGUGAUCGUAUGGUCUUACUACAAUAAAAUAAUUAUAAAAAUUUAAGCAAAUUUGUUUUAAUAAAAAUUGUAUGCAUUGUAAAUUUUGUUUAAAAAAAAAUACAAUUAUUUUAAGUUUCUAUUUUA